Dimorphilus gyrociliatus is the source of this 3565-nucleotide messenger RNA. The record is from the annotation of a GenBank genome assembly. NCBI's taxonomy places the organism in Eukaryota, Metazoa, Annelida, Polychaeta, Dinophilidae.
UUUUUUCACUCUCAUUCUCAAUAACAUACUGUUCAUAUCAGUAUUUAAAUUGGAAAUAUGGGAAUUUGUGUCUCGAAACAAAAUGUUGUCAUUCCUGAAGUUUAUAAUCCAGACAUUGAAAGAGAUCUGGCUGAGGUUCAUAAAGCUCUUGAAGAGGAGUUUAAGAGUAUGGGUUUUCCAACCAAUAUUACUCUACGUAUAGCAAAUAUGGAAUGGUAUCAAUUGAUUAAAUACAGACAAAUUGCAAUACCUUCUGAUGUUAUUUUUCCUAAUCCAAAUACAAAAGAAGUGAUAGAAGAAGCUUGUGAUUUCAGUCAGGUUGAUAAAUUUGUUAUUAAAAAGAAUAGUAAAUCAUUUUUAAACAAAACACCACAACAAAUCGCAAAUGUUUUAAUUAAAAAUUUCAAUGAUGAGACACUUAAAGUCCGAGCCUUAUUUCGUUGGUUAGCGUCACUCAAUCUGAAUAAAAUUGAUUUUGAUAAGUUAAUGGAACAUCAAAUGAGAUACCUUUUAUACAAGUUAAAAAACAACAAAGCAACAUAUGCUGGAGUGUUUUUCUAUCUUUGCAGUUCUGUGAAAAUUAAGUGCGAUUUAGUUUUGGGUUAUGCUAAAAGUGCUAAUUAUGAAAUUGGAGAAAAUGUAGAUAUGAAAAAUAUUAAUAUCUGGAAUAUUGUUAAAAUAAAUGGUUUCUGGUAUCUUUGCAAUCCUUUAUUUGCUAGUCGAGCAAUUAUUCAAGCAGAAAAAAAAUAUUCACUAAUUCAACUUUUCUUCAAAAAAAAAGAUCAUUCUACUAAACUAGAAUAUAAUUAUAAUGAAGGAUAUUUUUUGCAAAAUCCAGAAGAAUUCAUUUACAGUCAUUUUCCAGCUUUCAGUAAAUAUCAGCUAUUGGCUAGAGAAGUAACUUUACAGGAAUUUCAAGACAUGGCAUAUUUAAGGCCUACAUUCUUUCAGCAUAAGCUUGGAAUUAUUUCACAUCCCAAAUGUAUUGUUUUUGCUGAACAGUCAAGGAAUGAAAUUCUUAUUGGAACUAAUAAAGAAUUUCCUGUAAGAUUUGAUGGAGAGAUUUUUAUAAGUGAUCAAACUGUUUUAGAUGCUCAUCUUGCACAACAGAUACAAAAUGAAACAAUAAAUCCAAACUUAUAUGUUGCAGCCUUUCAAAACAGAGAUAAAAGCCUACUUAUCAUUAGGCUAAGAUUACCUCAAACUGCUAAAUACAAACUAAGAAUUAGAGUGUCCAGAGAUGAUAUUAAAAAUAAAAAAAAUAAUUACCAGUGGUGCACUGACUACAUUAUUGAAUACAAAAAAAGAGAUAAUAUUUCUGUUCCUCCAUUUCCAAUGACAUCUCUAUAUGAACUUGGACCAAAUUAUAUAGCUAGAGAGUGUAAUUUUACAAAUAUGUUCCCUCUACUUGGAAUGUAUACUUCACCAAAUAAAAAUUAUACAGAAAUUCAUUUUAAUGGAGAUGACAAUGAAUAUGAGUUCUAUGUUAUAAUUACAAGCAUGAAACAUUCUUCCUUUUCCUUGCGAAAAUAUUGCAUAUCUAUGUUUGAAAAUGGUCUAGGACUCAUAAGAUUCUUUUUUCCAUCUGAAGGAGAAUAUGGCAUUAAUAUUUUUGGUCAAAAACGAAAAAUUGACUAUCACUGCAAUUGUUUAUGUAUAAAAUUAGUUGAAAAACAACCAGAAGAAUUUUUUCCUCCUAUUUGUUCAUACAUUGUUAAAAGUGAAGAAAAUGCAAACUAUACUUUAGUAUUUCCAGAAAAUGAAAAAUCAACAAUUGGCAAACAAAGACACUUCUUUAAAUUAAAAUUAAGGAUGGAAGAUAACUUCCAAUCUUAUCAAGAAUGCCAUAAAUCUAUUCAUUUUAAAAUGUUUAAGCAGAUUUCCUGCCAAUUUAGAAUUGAAUUGAGAUGGUAUGAUGAAAAAAAUGAUAGACACGAUUUAUCUAUGUAUUCAUUCUUUGAGAACAGUUAUGAAUAUGUUACAUUCCACAUUAAUUUUCCAUUACCAGGAAUGUAUAAAUUUCUAAUUGAAGGAAAAGAAUUAAAUUCAACAAAACAAUACGAAUUAGUCUAUAAUUGCUAUUUUUAUGCUGUUGAACCGGAUCCAAAUUCAUUUGAAUUUCCAAUUAUUACUGAUAAAUGGAGAAUUAGUGAAACUCAUAGAAUUAUUCAACCAUUUAGAAAACUCUACUCAAAUGAAAAACUACUAAUACAAAUUGAAGGAUUUAAAGCCGAUGAAAUGAUUGCUUGUCGUAUGAAUGAUAAUGAAAUUUUUCAUUUAGAUUUCUUUAAUGAUAUAUGGGAAUGUGAAAUUGAUACUGGUGAUAAUUUUGGAGAUUUAAUUAUCAAGGCAAAAAUUUAUAGAAAUGCAAUAUUUUUUACUGAGAUUUUAAUUUUUAAAAUAUUUAAAAAUCCCAUUAAAAAAUUGAAUCAACCUGCAAUAGAAGAUAGUGAAAUUAAUACUGAAAAUGAAAAGAUAGAGGAAGUAAAUAAUUCUGAAACAAUUGACAACUCUAAAAAUGAAGAAUCCAGCGAAAAUGAUAUUGUUAAAGAUAUGAAAAAUAUACCAACUGUUCAAAUUGAGACAAUUGAAAAUGUUAGUAAUACAGGAGAAAUUGGUGAAAUUGAUUGGUCAUUAAAAAUGGAAGAAGUUAUCUACAUAAGUGAAUUUCUACCAGAUGAAGAAUCUGAUGAUGGAAGUGAUGAAACUCCUACCAUAAAUGAAGAUGAAAAUGAAAGAAAUAGAGAAGAGAAUGGAAUUGAUGAUGAAAAGGAAGAGAAAGAAAAGCCACAACAACAUAAUGCUGAGGAAGAAGUUGCAAAGAAGGCAUUAAACUUGCAAAAUGCAUUCAAAGAAAAAGAUUACAAAAAGUUAAAAGUAGCUAUAGAUAAAGCAUCUGUUAAGCCAAUAAAUCCUUUAUUACUUAAGGAUUUAUCAAAAGCUAAUGAAUUAAAAGCAAAUUUGGAAAAAAUACGUGGUUUGCAAAAAAGAAUUUUAAAACUUGAUGCAAAGUGUAUAGCAGAAUUAAAUCAAUACAAUCAGCCACCAACUGUUGUACAUCUAGUCAUAAAAUCCACACUAUUGAUUUUAUCAAUUGGUGAAGUACAAACUGAUGAAUGGAAAGAAUGUCGAGUUUUUAUUAAAUAUACAUGCUCUAAUUCAAUUUUAAAGAAAAUUAAAGCCCUUAAAAUCUUGAAUGUACAUCCAGGAAUUAUUUUAAGAGCUCAAGAAAUAAUAGAUGAGUUAAAUAUGAAAGAAGUUAUGGAGGCAAGUGCAGGUGCAGCUGCAUUCUAUUUAUGGUGUAAAGGUAAUAUUGACAUUUAUAAAAAGAUUAAGAAAGAUGAAAUAGGAAAAUCACAGCCAGCAAACAAAAAGAGUCAGAAGAAUAUCUUUUCAUCUGCUUAAAAAGACUACUUGAAGGUCAAUAACUGUACAAUAUAUUUAAAAUUUUUAAUGAAUAUAUUUCUAAUAUUUUUUCAUCUAAUAUUUAUGGCACGAACUGUCCAGUGGUGAACUAUCCCUGAACAUCUAACUACAACCUCGUAUUUAAUACUGCUAAAUAAAU